Molecule: messenger RNA, 2090 nt
Organism: Cinara cedri
Lineage: Eukaryota; Metazoa; Arthropoda; Insecta; Hemiptera; Aphididae
Source: the annotation of a GenBank genome assembly
UGACGUCCAAAAGUUGUGUCGUUAAUUUCCAGAUUAAUUUAAUAAAUAUUAUUAUUAUAAACUUGAAUUUUACUCUGGUGUGAAUUGUAAUGUAAUACCGUUUUUAUUAGUAGAAAAGUUUGUUACUCAGUGGCCACUAUGUCGGCUCCGACAAAAAAACGAUUGCUGCAACCACGAGAAUCUGAUGGCAAUGCUUCCGACGACCAAGAGGAUAAUGUCGAACAAAUGGUAAAUAGGUUAAUAUUCAGAGAAAUUUCUACACGAAAAUUUACAUUAUGUACAUUAUAAAAAAUAACCUCCUAGAAUAAUGGGGACAGGUGCAGCUACUACUAUAAAGUACCUCCCACACCGAUUUCCUUUCAGUAAAUGUGCUACUCACAGAAAUCCGAGCAAGUCUUCUGGUAGAAAAGUUGUUAACAGAUAAAAAAAAAAAACAAAAUAUCUUUGUAGGUUUUAUGAAACCCCUCAGAAUAUAAAAUAAAUUAAAUCUAAAAUCAUCAUAAACUAAUUAGUAUCAUGCCGUCGUUCGAAUGAUUUUUAGUGGAAAUAUCAUAGUAAUAUGCUAUUAUUAAUGAUAUAGAUAAAUUUUAAUUCCAUUUACACCAUAAAUAUACGCAUAAUUGUGACCGUGUGAGCUAUCUAUUGAUACUUUGGGCCAAAUUAACAAUUUAUAGGUUUCCCUUUUGCUUAUACCACUGAGCUAUCUAGUGUAUAUUUAAUCUAUGAUUUACACAUUCUGUUUUUGUUUAAGAUUAUCGACGUAGAGUUUGAGGGUCGUAAUCCAGAAAGUUCAGAUUUUCACAGUGUCAAACAAUUAUUACAACAGUUGUUCUUAAAAGCCCAAGUAAACCUGUCCGAUAUGGCUUCGAUAUUGGUAAAUCAGCGUGCUAUUGGCAGUGUGUUAAAGGUAUGGCCAACGAUUAUUAUUAUUUUCAAGUGAGACUGUUUAAACAUUAGUUAUUGAGCAUGUAAAUAAAUAAUUGAUAAUUUCUAUCGAAUCGUAAAACAAAAUAGUCGAUUUCCAUAAGCUACAUUUGAUUUCCAUCAUUUGUUUGACAAUGUUAAUCAACAUUGAUUUAUGAUUUAGCAAGUUGUUGAAGACGAAGAUGAUGAUGAUGAUAAUGAUGAUGUGGAUAGCAAUCAAGUAUUUGGAAUAACUACAAUACUUAACAUGACUGAUGAGGUGAUGGCAUAUUGAUAAUGCAUACCUAUUUAUUUUUAAAUUAAAAUAUUUGUGUAUAUUACAGAAAAGCGAAUGUGUAGAACAAUUACACAAAUUGCUAUUGGAUUUGAGUAAACAACAUAGUGAAGUUGACACAUUCAAUUUCAUAAAUAAUUUAUUGAAAGACAAUAAACAACCAGUAGCGUUAUUAAUAAAUGAACGAUAUGUAAACAUCCCACCUCCAAUAUCUGUACCAUUAUUGCAGUCCAUUAGGUAUAUUAUAUAGGUUUAUUAUCAUUAAUAAAGAAAAAAACACCUUUAUGGUUAGUGUUAAAUUAUUACACAAAUAAAUAAAAUUACAUUCCGAGCUAUAUAAAGUGCAUUAAAAAUUAUAUAGAAAAUGUAACAAAUAAAUAGUUUUAGAUUUUAUAGUUCUCACCAUUUUGUAAGAAUUUCACUUUAUAACUAACAUUGCGAUACAAUAUUAUUUCAGCAAGGAGUUGGCCAAAAUGAAAGCUUCAAAUCCAGCAAGUGAUUUUGCUUAUCUUAUUAUGAUAUGUAAGCUAUAUAAGGUGAAACAAAGUAAGAGAGAGAACAAAAAAAAUCAAAGUGAACAAGUAUGGUCAAAUGCAGAAGAAGAAGUGUUCGAUGAAGUACGUAUCAAAAUGAAAUAAAAAUGUUUAUUCAAAAUCAAAGUUUAAUGAAACUUAUUUUUAUAUUUAAUUUCCUUGUAUUUCAGGAAGCUGAAUACAAAUUUGAAUUUUGUGUGAAAAAUGAAAAGGGCUCUGGCAUGUCAGGCAGUUGGGAUGAAGGGGAUUGUGAAAUGAUUCCGUACAGACGUGUACUACUUUUCCCUACAAAAAAACUUGAUUUCAUUACUAACAAAAUACAAUCUUUAUUGAAUAGUAGAUAAUUAAUAUCAUAUUAA